Neoarius graeffei (lesser salmon catfish) is the source of this 4849-nucleotide messenger RNA. It is a transcript of the gene perm1a, whose product is annotated as PPARGC1 and ESRR induced regulator, muscle 1. Gene Ontology annotation, biological process: response to muscle activity; regulation of DNA-templated transcription. The transcript is spliced from 5 exons. The record is from RefSeq and is a predicted model, not a curated record. Gene Ontology annotation, cellular component: nucleus; cytoplasm. Bases 1 to 4209 code for a protein of 1402 amino acids. NCBI's taxonomy places the organism in Eukaryota, Metazoa, Chordata, Actinopteri, Siluriformes, Ariidae.
AUGUGCUCUAAACCAGAUGUCCUGCCUCCAGAUGGGUCAGAGGAUGAAGAGAUACAGGUGGAGGUAGAUAAAGGACUAGAAGGACAGAGUCGAGUACAUCAUAGGGCCUGUGUGAGGCUGCUCUCUGUGGCAUGGGCCUUCAAAGUGUUCAUACUACUGUAUGCCUCAGAAAGCACAGAGAGUACACAGAACAGCAGCAGUGGCACUACAGAACAACUCAACAGUUUCCACUUUGCAAUGGAUGAUUUUGAGUACAGUGUCCAAAUUUCUGAGCUUGACUGGGAAACCUUCUUCCAAGCAUGUGAAGAGUGUAACAUGUUGCCCCCAGGGUUAGCAGGCUUGGAUGAUUCAGGAAUGAGUGACAUGGAUGACAUGGCGAACCAGCGAACACAGACUGCCACACACACUAUCACAUAUGAUCCAGAGCUUCGAAUUGACGGCCCCCCUGACUGCGAAGGCUCUCCUGUGGAGCUUUACCUGAGCAAAUAUGGCUUGAGCAGUCCAGAUCAAGUUCUCUCUGGCAGUGAGGACGACUUCCACUUAGAAGCUGUCAAUGUGUUCUUUGAGAGGUUGAAAAGUGUCUCAGUAACUGAGGAUCACACAAAUUUGGGGAGUAAAAUGGUUGGUCAUUCAGAGGGAUCUGAUGUGAAAGAAGACACUAAAGAUAUAGCAGUGUCUGUAGAACCAUCACAGUCAUGCAGAAAUCAGACGGCACAGAGAAAUGACUAUCAUACCUGUAUGUAUACUGAGUCUACAGAUGAUGACCAAGAAAUAUAUAAAUCUACCUGUCCUGAAACAGAGCUGUUUAUCGGAGAAGAAGUCUGGUCACUAGAUGCAUUAAAAGAGGGAGAUAAAUGGGAGGAUAAGAUAAGGACACAACCGGAUACUGAAAAGAGUCCAUGCAAUUUUCUAGUCAAUGGGAAAGAGCUCACAGACCCAAACCAGGCCAAGGAAGCAAAUUCUCCACUAGGAACAAGCAAUAAUUCUGAUGUAAUAGUAGUUCAGGGUCAGUCUUCCAAAGUUACCCCAAGACGGCGAAGAAGAAAGAAAAAGAGGGCAAGUGUCGAACUGGUGGAAAUGGAUCCUGGAUAUGAGGAGCAACUGCCAAGCAAACUGAAUGACUCAGAUGAAGAACCAUAUGGAAGAAGAGGAGAAAUGGGUCAAGGGACUCAUAUGGCUGAGUACUGUGGCUCAGGGGCUGUUUCUGAAGCAUUAUGUGUGCCCUAUGACUUUCUCACACAUCCUAAGAAAAAUAGUAUUUCAGAGAAUUUCUCAGUAUUUUCACAGUCAGUCCCAGUGAAGGAAGAUAUCAGGACAUCUACACUGAUAAGCCCUAAUUUACAAAAAGAGCUCAGUAAGAGUACAGUAAGAGUUGCUCAGAGCAAGAAAGAAAUGGACAUAAUGUCUGAUAGUGAUCUGACUGGGAAACUAGCACAAACCGGGCAGCUUGCCAUGACAGCAGAUCUCAAAUCUCCUGAGUGUGUUGUUUCUGGUAUAGAGACACCUCAAAGUGAUGACAAGCUAUCAGGACACACUACCGGCGAUAAUGCGGGAAAUCAUUUACAGGGUAACAACCAUUUUCCAUCAGAAAUUCAAACAUCUAUUACCAGCUGUGAUGUAUCAAAGAUUGAGAGAAAACCUGUAAACAUGGAAAAUCUUGUUAAAUUAUCAGUCUCACAUCAUACGGAUGAUGUCAACUCACAAAUGCAUAAUGCAGCAUUACAACUAGCGCCUUUGAUACCAUCACACACUGUUGUUUACUCCAAGACACCCAAAAGUCAAUUUGAAGAUAGAGUGGCAUUAUCAGACUUUCAGUUUGAUAGGUCUAGUGCAGUAGAUCAGAGGAAAACCUCAAUUUCCUGUAUAACAUUUCCUGAGUUAACAGACAAGCCACUCUUCUCAGCAUUUGACAAAAACACUGAAACGAAAGAGAAUUCAUCUUCUCUGACUCAUAAUGAAGUCCCACGUGAACACAAAAAUGAUGAUUUGCAAGCAAAAGGGUGUCUGUCAGAAACAUCUCAUUUCAAGUUAUUGACACAGGCAGAGUCUGUAAAUAUGGCACAAAUAAGUCACCAGAAUGGUCACAUGACACAAACGAUUGCAGCCCAACUACCAAAAGCAGAUAAGAUGAAGGACGCUCCAAAGGCGGAAAUUACUAACCGAAAACUGUCAGAAAAGCUUGGUAUCUCAUAUACAUCUGUGAAUUCACAAAGUGAAGACAGGACAGAAGAGAACUCCCCAUCUUUAAGAUUAAAGAAUGUUCCUGAAAGCCAGAAAGGUGUAAACAUGAAAGCUGUUGAAACUCUGUCCCCUGUCAUCAAAGGGGACAGAAAUGAGGAACUGUCUUUUAAGGGGCAGACCAAACAAUACCAGUAUCUGAUACAAACCACUGAACCAGACAGUCAACUUUCAGUUUACUCAAAAUCAGAACCCAGUCUGUCUAAAAUUCUUACCAGCGGUGAAGAAGAAAAAGGUCAAAUUAUCUAUGUAGAUACACCACCUUCUUUUCCAUGUAAAGAUCAUGACCUGUCAUCUACUAUCAUUGUACAGCAUUCACCAUCUCCUCCUCCUGAGUCAACAGGUGGAGCUAAAAGUCUAAAAAUGGCAGAUCCUGAUACUGUAAGUCAACCCACACCUCAUAUAUACACUAUAUCUUCCUUUUGGAAUGAAAUGGAGAAGCUGACCAUAAACGAUAUUUUGCAACUCCGUCUGGUUGGCCAAGCUCAGCACCCCACUGUGCUAUUCCAUCCAGAGGACAGCAGUAUUGCAGAUGUGACUGAUGCAGCAGAUUCAGGAUAUUUGACCUACUCAGAUGAAUCCAAGCCUGACCACUCCAGUGGGAAUAUGUCAUUCAUGUCUGACUUUGAUGGAGAGCUUUCACAGCUCCUAUCUUCAGAUGUAGGCAAACUAGAUAAGAGGAUACAAGAGUCUCCUAACCCAACAGAAAUAAUUUGGGAAAGUGAUCCAAAUCUGCCUGAAACUGCAACCAGAACGGAAGACGUGUUUAAUUUGGAUACAGCCCAUUUAUCACCUCUUUAUAGAAACAGUUCCAGUCAUUGCUUCAGGAAGAUGUGCAAAAAUAUUAGUGUCCAGAACCUGCAAGCUCUUGAAGGCCAAAACUUGGGGAAAAUCCUCAGAAAUGCCUCUCUCCAGUCCAUCCAUUCUGUUUACUCUACUCAUUGUGAAGUUGAGGAUGACUAUGUAGAUCCAUUUGAUUGUGUUGAAACUUCAUCCCCAGUGUACCUCUCUGAUGAGGAGGAAAUGGACUGCACUGGUAUCACUUUCUCAGAGAUCUUUGAGUAUCUGUUUGGUACAGAUGAACCUGAGCAGUCUGUCUCUGAGACUGACACUGUAGCUGCUGCUUACCCCAAUGCAACUGAGACCUCGGUCCCUGAGAUGUAUGACUAUUUCUUUUCAGAUUUUGAGUCCGAAAGUUUAUUUUACCCACUUGCAAAUGACAACAGCAGUACUAAUGAUGAGCUAGUUCCCAUCUUCUCUUCCUCACGCUCAGCAACCAGGAAUGUCCAGUUCCCUGAGGUGUAUGAUUACUUUUUCCCAGAUGAUUCCCCUGUUCACUCAGACGAAGAUGAGGAACCUGAGCAUACAGUCAUACAAGUGGUCACACGAUAUGACAACAUGUCAACCAAGAGCUAUGAUUCUGUGGCAUCUUCAGACCCAUACAAACACUUUUUCCCUGAGAAAGAUAAUAGUUGGAACUUCCUGUGGACAAACCCUUUUUCGGUUAAAAGAGUUCGCCACACAGGAUUCACAGUACCCCCUGUGGAGUCCAGUUCUCAGGCUCUGACUCCUGUAAAAAACACAGGCAGGUCAUUUAGUGGAGGAAUUCAACCUAUAAACAUAUUGGGUACUGAUGAGAUCCCAUUUCCAGACCCACUGAUUCUCAGCCUGGAGAAUCGCAUCUUCAGACAGCUGGCAGAUCAGCAGAAGAUAUGCAAUGAGAUGCAGACAGUUAUUGCUGAUCCAAGGCUGGAUGCACCACUGUUGCCCAUUAAACAGGCAGAUAUGUGCUUGGUUUGCAUUGCGUUUGCCUCAUGGGUCCUCAAGUCAGUCAACCCUCAAGGAGCUGAUACAUGGAAAGCUGUUCUGCUGGCAAAUAUAAGUGCCCUGUCUGCUAUCCGAUACCUCCGGAGAUUCACGAGGGAUGAGGCGGCCAAGAUAUCUCCACUGCGUCAGAUCAAGCCUGCGUAAAUCUGACCACAGGCCUCAGUGUUGCCAGGUCACCUUUCAGUCAGUCACUCCUUUUUCCUAUGUAACCCAACCCAGAGCUGAUGAGACAUAUCAUAAGCUGUGCAUGCAAAAAUAUCAUAUGAUUCAUUAAUAACCUUCAUCUACAUUAUAAGUUUGCUCACUGAGCCAAGACAAUGGGUAUUAGCAAUCAUAUUCUUCAAAGAACACAUCAUAACCAUGCAGCAUAAUAUAAAAUGACCAAAUGUUGAGAUUUCAUGAGCAAUGUAUUACAGUUGUGCCUGGAAUGUUUUUGAUUGUUAAUAAGGUAAGUGGGAUUAUAAAGUAAGAUGUUGAUCAUGAGGUAAGAUAAGGGCAUUAAAUUUCAUCAGAUAUAAUAUUCUUGUAAAUUGACCAAUCCUGUGAUGAAAGGUAUGCUGUAAAUGAUAGUAUUAAAAAUGGGAUUUCAUGUGGGAAAAUAUCUGUGAAAAAAAAUUUAUUUGACAGAAGGUAGAAAGGAAAGACAGCUGGACAGUGGCUUGCAGAAAAUAAUGAAAGUCAAUUAACAACAUGCUGAAAUCUGGGUCCAAGCACAAAAAAAAAGACUUGAGCCAAGUUUUUCACCACUAAAGGUUAAAUCAUACAGUGGUGCUUGAAAGUUUGU